AACCUCAACCAUCCAGUCGGAGAACUACAACCUUGGAACCCCUUGAACAGUUCACUUCUGCCCAUCCAACAGACAAGCUGUCAACAUGCCAGUCAACGACCAGAUCUACGGAACCGAGGAGCGACACCAGCGCUACUCUCAGGACACCAGCAUCGCCUUGGAUGAAGUCAUCUCCAAGUCGAAGCUAGUAGUUAGUCAGGAAGUGUGGGAGGGUGUUACUAACGUUCCAGUGUCUACGCCAGUCAAGGACCUCCCCACGCGCGUUUUCACCCUUGCUGCAAGCCUUUUAGAAAAUGCGAACAGGUCUUCGACUGUGAUGCUGUCCCGGCUGUCUAAACUCGCCCUCGACCGGGCUAUUAGUGGACGAAAGGAAGAAGCUUACUUUCAUAAGGUUUUAUCCACGAGGAGCGAAGAGCUACAGCGCACAUAUGACACUCAUAUGUACUUCAUUCGAGUACUCACACAGAUCCGUCGCACGUUGGCUGAUCUUUUCGAGAAGCCCAGUGUAGACGCCGUUCAAGUCGACGAGGCAUCAGAGCGUGGAUUUAAUCGCAAGCUGUUCUUGGACUGGGAAGAUGAUGACGCACUGGAGCCGGAAGCCCCUAAAAAUGAGAACCUGGAACUAGUCGCACCACCUUCCAAAUUCUGGCCAAUCAUACAUGAGUACAUGAAUGAUGUCAAUGAAAUUCGCGCCUUUCUCAAGCAGGUAUGGGCCAGCUACAGUGCAAAGGAGGUAUCGCUGUUGGUGGUAUUCACUCUGAACCAUGUCGCUACGCGGAUGAUCGAGGAGCAAACGACCAAGUUCCUGAAAACAAACAAGAAAGAACUCGAUUCGUGCCCUGAAGAUGUCGCAACGUUCUAUCACGCUUUCGGGGUCAUUGGCGCAAUACACCUCGCGUUCGAGGAGCACUACAGAGUGAUCCACGCUGAAGCUAACGGAUUCGGUCGGAACGAGUUUGAGAUCCUUGCACGAAUUGGCGUCGAUCAGUUCUUUGCUCCAACUUGUGCCAAGGUCGUCGAGUAUCGACAUGCCAAAUUACUUGUCAGAGAGACACGCGACCUAAACCCGCUGCCACCGUUACUGGAGCAGUUGGAGUAUAAUAAUAGUAUCACUGAUUUCGGAAUCCCAUUAACUGUUCAGAACGCUGAAGUACUGGAAGCCGACAAGGACACGGCACUAUACACGGCUGCCUGGUACGAGCGUACUGGACAUACUAUACUUAGAGAGUACUCUCGUAUGGCGACCUUGGACUUUCUCAUUGGCAAGCCUCGUUUGCCUAUCCGCGACAGGCUGACGGAGCUGUUGUCUUCCAGCUUGCUGGAUCCGAAAAUCGAUCCGAACGCGACAGAGGACGAAAAGAACACUGUCAAGCAGAAGAACGAAGAUGAGCAAAAAGAAAACGAUCUGCUCAUCGGUGUUCUACUCCACAUCAGUGCAGACCUGCAAGCAAACCUAGGCGAGGACGCCCGGCGGCCUCUCCAGGACGCACAACAGAUUGCUAGUUUAGUCCCCGCCUCCUUUGACGGCUAUGAUGUGGCGACGGCUCAACAAUUAGUCCAAAGUGAUCCGAUGGUUAUAAUCAAGAACUUUGGCAAGAAGAUCCUGAAGAGUCUACAAAGAAGAGACCCUGCUCUUGGUAGUAUAGAGGCCCAUAUGAAGACACCGCCUGUAGAGGCCCUAAAGCUCUAUAAUCCUGCUCUCAGUGGGCGACUAGCAUUCACAAUGAUAGACGGGCAGCUGGCAAGUGCUAUUAGGGUAGAGAAAGACAGCCCGAACAGUCUGGCAUUCUUGUGGUUAUAUAUUGGCCUCAAGGUUACUGGGUGGUUAUCUCUAGACUACGCCGAUGCAGAGUUGAUGAUCUCUUGGUACGUGGAGCAGGGCCUUUUUGGACCUGACGGCCGACCCAAGAGCGUUGAAGAGAUUAUAGAUUGUAUUAAUCGUCUGCACACCACCGAGUCGGAGGCGCCUUCCUUCCCUAAAUCCGAUGUCGAGAAUCUCGUGAGCGACUUCGUUUUAGAAGACACUUCUGAGUCUUGGGAGAAACUUCAAAACUCCCUUAUCGCUCUCGCUCAAUCAUCGAAAAUUGGCAAGAAGGAUGAUGGAGAAGAAGCACUUUCUGGAGAGAUGGAUAUUGAAGCCGAGGAUACUUACGACGGUGGGCAGACACAGGCCCACGCGAGCAGCUCCACCGCCAACGAACCCACACCAGCAAAACAGCCAACCAUCAACCCCGGCAAGAAAGUCCAGAAGACGAUCCAAAAGCGCAAGGGAAAGGGCCGAAACAAGGGCAAAGCAAAGGCAAUCGAGCGAAAGCUAGAAUCCGAACGCAUCGAGCAGGAAAAGCAGAACCGACCUCGCGACACCGCCCUCCUAGCCGCUCUGAGAACCAAACUUCUCGCCCAAGGCCAAGCGCGCAUGUACUUCAACCUCGCACUCUUCCGCAACCGCAUCACGCCCGUUCUCCAGCGCACCGCGGAUCUGUGCCAGGAACAUGAUUACGCGCUACGCGACAGGCGCUCGGGGAAUUCGACCGACGCCAGGCACUCGGUCUACGUGUUUCUGAGACUCUUGAUGGCAAAGUCUCAUAUAGGGGAUGUUAUUGCGCGUGAACUUGUGCGCAUGUUGGAGCAGAUUAUUGAGACGGACGGCAGGACGGAGUGGGACUUUGCAGAGCGGCUGUGUGGUGUGCUGGGGGAGAAUACGGGUGGUGAUUAGAGCGCGUAGAGGCUGCUGUGGGUUAUCGUCAGUUGGGGGAUUGGGGUUUCGACUUUGUAUACAGUUUGGGUUGAAUAUGGGACAAAUAUCUCCUCGACGCGCGUGAGAGUGGGAAGAGUGGGAGCUAGCGUGUGCUUGUGUAGUGUUAGUUUCAUUAAAUGUAUCAAAAUAAGUCGUCAUUUACAACAUCACUAGUUGUAGCA
Molecule: messenger RNA, 2919 nt
Organism: Cucurbitaria berberidis CBS 394.84
Lineage: Eukaryota; Fungi; Ascomycota; Dothideomycetes; Pleosporales; Cucurbitariaceae
Exons: 1
Coding region: 86-2716 (876 amino acids)
Source: RefSeq, a predicted model, not a curated record